Molecule: messenger RNA, 1411 nt
Organism: Diorhabda sublineata
Lineage: Eukaryota; Metazoa; Arthropoda; Insecta; Coleoptera; Chrysomelidae
Product: E3 SUMO-protein ligase ZBED1-like
Exons: 1
Coding region: 1-1374 (457 amino acids)
Source: RefSeq, a predicted model, not a curated record
AUGAUAUGCCGGGACAGUCAUCCUUACAGUAUGGUAGAAGAAACAGGUUUUAAAAAUUUAAUGAAGACUGUGGCUCUUUUAUACAAAGUUCCAUGCCGUAAAACUAUCACAAAUCUCAUUGUCACUAAAUAUGAAGAAAAAAAAAUCAUAAUCAAAGAAAAAUUACGGUCUGUUAAAAACGUGUGUCUCACAUUAGAAGAAUGGAAGGAUAUGCAAUUAAGAGGUUUCUUAGGUGUGUCUGUAUAUUUUAUAGAGAACUAUAAAAUGAAAACAAUAAAUAUUGCGUGUGAGCCACUGCAUGAUAAUCAUACAGGGGAAUACUUGUCGGAGGUAAUUCUUAAAGUUUGUGAAAAUUGGGGAUUAUCUCAUGAAAAAAUUGUGAGUGUUACUACAGAUAAUGGUAGUAACAUAGUUAAAGCUAUUGAAAUUACUUUUGGACGAGCAAAACAUGUUCGAUGCUUAGCACAUACAUUAAAUCUAGUAGUCGAAAAUGCUGUGAAUUCUUCGGAGGUUAAACUUUUUUUGGAUAAAGUCCGAAAGAUCGUAACUUGGUUCCACCAAAGUGGUGUAGGUGCUGAAGAGUUGCGACAGAUACAAAUGCAGCAAGGUGUUCCUGAAGGAAAAUUAAAGCAUUUAAUCGGAGACGUAUCUACAAGAUGGAAUUCACAAUUAUUUAUGAUUGAACGUUUUGUGUCAAUGAGGAGUACAAUUGGAUCUAUUUUGAUAAAUCAUCCAAAUGCACCCCAAAUGCUUCAAGCAAAUGAAAUUGUUGUCUUAAAAGAAAUUGGAAAAGUUUUAAAGCCUUUUCACAAUGUUACUGAAGAAAUGAGCGCUGAGAAAUAUGUGACAGCUAGCAAAGCUAUACCUAUAAUCAAAUGUUUAAGAGCAUUGUUAGAUGCAAUACCGACAACCAGUGAUUUAGCAAACCAAUUAAAAUAUUCACUACAGACUGAAUUAAAUAAAAGAUUUGAAAACAUCCAAAAAGUUCACCUUUUCUCGGUCGCAACGUUUUUGGAUCCUCGAUUUAAAAAAAUUCAGUUAGAUGAGGUAUUGUCUUUGUCAAAAACAAUUAAUUAUACCAACCGACGUUUGAGUAUAAAUACUAGAACCGAUGAUACUCUAGCAGUAACCCAUUCUGAAUCUUCUGUUUCAUCAGAAGUGGUCGACGACGGACAAGAUAUAUGGCAGGUACACCAUGAAAAAAUAAUGGCUGCUAAUACGUCCAUGAGCAAAAAUACAGAAUUAGAUUUAUAUAUUGCAGCACCAUUAUCAAAUCUUAAAAUUGACCCUCUCGAUGUAUGGAGAAGCUCUGAGGGAACUUUUCCAAAGUUAACUGAAUUAGCUCUUAGUUAUGGCCACUUCUGCACCAGCUGAAAGGUUAUUUUCGAAAGCAGGAAAUAUUGUCAGGAAA